This is a messenger RNA of Lutzomyia longipalpis, 2007 nucleotides long. RefSeq names its product zinc finger protein OZF-like. The record is from RefSeq and is a predicted model, not a curated record. The transcript is spliced from 2 exons. Gene Ontology annotation, cellular component: nucleus. NCBI's taxonomy places the organism in Eukaryota, Metazoa, Arthropoda, Insecta, Diptera, Psychodidae. Gene Ontology annotation, biological process: regulation of transcription by RNA polymerase II. Bases 98 to 1582 code for a protein of 494 amino acids. Gene Ontology annotation, molecular function: RNA polymerase II transcription regulatory region sequence-specific DNA binding; DNA-binding transcription factor activity, RNA polymerase II-specific.
CCUGUUAAAGUUAUGCUGUCAGUUCUGACCGGCAGAUUUUGACGUUUCCCAAUUCCAAACAAACAGAGAUUUUGGGAUCUCCUGCAAAUUGGCCAAGAUGUGUAAAAUCCUCAUUUACGGAUGUCCAGCAGUACUGAAGCAGAUAGCAACAGUUGGUUCGGAGACUUGUGUAUCCUGUGCUCCCUGUGCUGAUACCUCUGCAGAUUUAACUGCUCUGAAGAAUGAAACAUUUAAUACUGAAAUCCUCAUAGCGCACACCCAGCUUCCAGAUUUUCACAAAAUAACUUUUAUUCAAUCUCCAAAAGAGGAGGAAAUUGCUGAAGAAGAUCUUUUUCCACCCACUACAGCGAAGCAGCAUGUCAAGAGUGAAUACUACGAAGAGGAACAGACACAUUUAUAUGAUGACAUUUAUGCUGUUGCAAUGGAUGAUGAUCCUGAUAGCUUCAAACCACCUCCAGAAGCACUGCUAGACGUACCAAAGAAAAAAAUCAAAAAGGAACACGACCCCCUGAAGAAGAAGAAAACAGCAAAAGCAGCAAAGUCACAGGAUUCAGAUGCACCACAACAGAAUAAAUGCCUGAAAUGUGGGAAAGUUCUCUCAUCGGAACAAUCCCUUCAGAGGCACUAUGAAUCACACGACAGGAAAAAAUUCACAUGUCCCGUGUGCCAGAAAGGCUUCAUAACGCAUGAACGUCUCGAACGACAUACAUUCCGGUAUCACAGCAAAGUGGGCAAAUAUCUCUGUACAUACUGCCCGAAAUCAUUUAAAUCUCAGUACUGCCUUGUCAUUCACACGCGCACGCAUACGGAUGAGAAGCCCUUUGAGUGCCACAACUGUGGCGGAUGCUUCCGUUCGAAAUCCCACCUAAGGGUUCACAUGAGCAGGCACAUGCACUGGGAGACGCUAAUGUGCAAAAUUUGCGGGAAAGUCUUCGCAACGAGUGACACGCUCAAGUACCACACGACACUCCACAGUGAAAAUGCAGCAAAAUUCGAAUGUCCCGUGUGCAGGAAGACCUUCUCGGCGAAGAGUUCUCGCGACCGGCACAUGGGAUCACACACAAAGCGCGAAAAGAAUGUAAUUUGCAGCAUAUGCAGCAAAGCUUUCUGGCGAAAGGAUCUUCUUCGGAUGCACAUGGCAACGCACACAGCUCCCAAAAAUCAUCUCUGCAGUGUCUGCGGUAAGACCUUCCUCCGUUUUGCACAAGUUCGAUUACACAUGAAGGUUCACACGAAGGAAAAUAAUCCUGAAGAUGGUUCGAAGCAGCAACCGAAGGUGAAGACAAUCAAGGAGGCAACAGUUGAGUGUUCUGUGUGCAAGAAAUACUUUACAACGAAGGCUUCACGUGAUCGUCACAUGUUGCAGCAUACGAAAACCACGAAGGAUUGCUUCUGCCCCGUCUGCGGGAAGGCUUUUCUCCGCAAGGAUUUGGUUACGGUUCACAUGAGGGUACACACGGGGAUUAAGAAGCACAAAUGCAAACUUUGUGGCAGAGGUUUCUCCCAGAGUGGCUAUCUGCCCAAACACAUGAAGGUCCACGCAAGACGUGGUGAUGUUAUUCCGGAUUCUCUUCUAAGUUAAUUUUUGUGCUUUUUGUUUGUUAAGGAUAUGAAUUAAGGGUUUAAAUCAGGGGGUAGACAAAGCCCUUUUUUACCCGAACACAGCAAAUAAUGGCGGACGGUUUGCAAAGAAAUUAAAGGAAGAAAAUGACGUCACUUUAUUUCGAAAAAGUGCAUCAAAAUUUUUGAAAUCAGUUUUAGUGCAUUAAUCUUCGUGAGACACCCCUCAAAAGCUAUCAAUCGAUAGAAUAUUAAAUUAUCUAUCCAGUGGUGGUGGAUUUUUUCAGAUUGAAGCAUUUUCCUGGGUGUCUCAGCGAGUGAGCAGUGAAUUCCUAUGGAAAUAGAGUUUUUGUCUACCCCCUGGUUUAAAUAAAGGAUGAAGUAGGAAAAAAGGUAUGAUGUGGUAGAUAAUUAAGAUUGAUUAAAAAUAAAAGAAUAAUAAAAAAA